CUCAUCCCCUAUCUGAUGAUGCUGGCUCUAGCCGGGAUCCCCAUUUUCUUCCUGGAAGUCUCCCUGGGGCAGUUUGCCAGUCAGGGCCCCGUGUCGGUCUGGAAAGCCAUCCCCGCGCUGCAAGGCUGCGGCAUCGCCAUGCUGAUCAUCUCGGUGCUGAUCGCCAUUUAUUACAACAUCAUCCUGUGCUACACGCUCUUCUACCUGUUCGCCUCCUUCGUGCCCGUGCUCCCCUGGGCCUCCUGUAACAACCCCUGGAACACGCCGGACUGUAAAGAUAAAAACAAACUUCUGCUAGAUUCCUGCAUUAUUGGCGACCACCCAAAAAUACAAAUCAAGAACUCUACUUUCUGUAUGAGUGCCUAUCCAAAUCUAACCAUGGUUAACUUCACCAGGGAAGGAAACAAAACAUUUGUCAGUGGCAGCGAAGAAUACUUCAAGUACUUUGUAUUGAAGAUUUCAGCAGGGAUUGAAUAUCCUGGUGAGAUUAGAUGGCCCUUGGCAUUAUCUCUUUUCCUGGCUUGGGUGAUUGUUUAUGCCUCCCUUGCUAAAGGAAUCAAGUCAUCAGGAAAAGUUGUGUACUUCACAGCCACAUUCCCCUACGUGGUGCUCAUCAUCCUGCUCAUAAGAGGAGUGACUCUGCCCGGAGCUGGAGAUGGCAUCUGGUACUUCAUCACGCCCAAGUGGGAGAAGCUGAUUGAUGCUAUGGUUUGGAAGGAUGCUGCCACUCAGAUUUUCUUCUCCUUAUCUGCAGCAUGGGGAGGUCUAAUUACCCUCUCUUCAUACAACAAAUUCCAUAAUAACUGCUACAGGGACACACUGAUUGUCACGUGCACCAACAGUGCCACCAGCAUCUUUGCAGGCUUUGUCAUCUUCUCAGUGAUUGGCUUCAUGGCAAACCAGCUCCAAGUGAACAUUGAAGCCGUGGCAGACCAAGGUCCUGGGAUUGCUUUUGUGGUUUAUCCAGAAGCCUUAACUAGGCUGCCCCUCUCUCCCUUCUGGGCUAUAAUAUUCUUUUUGAUGCUUCUAACUCUUGGAUUAGACACGAUGUUUGCCACCAUCGAGACCAUCGUGACCUCCGUGUCAGAUGAAUUCCCCAAGUAUUUACGCACGCACAAGGCGCUGUUCACUCUGGGCUGCUGCGUGUCCUUCUUCAUCAUGGGAUUUCCUAUGAUCACUCAGGGUGGAAUGUAUAUGUUGCAGCUUGUGGACACUUAUGCAGCCUCUUACUCUCUUGUCAUCAUUGCCAUCUUCGAGCUUGUUGGAGUUUCCUAUAUCUACGGAUUGCAAAGGUUUUGUGAAGAUAUAGAAAUGAUGAUUGGAUUCCAGCCAAGUAAAUUCUGGAGAGUCUGCUGGGCAUUUGUGACCCCAACUAUUUUAACAUUUAUUCUCUGCUUCAGUUUUUACCAGUGGGAGCCCAUGACUUACGGAGCUUACCACUACCCAGGCUGGUCCAUGGUGCUGGGGUGGCUGAUGCUGGCCUGCUCAGUCAUCUGGAUCCCAGUUAUGUUCGUGAUAAAAAUGCACCUAGCCCCAGGAAGAUUUAUUGAGAGGCUGAAGCUGGUGUGCUCCCCCCAGCCCGACUGGGGCCCCUUCCUGGCCAAGCACCGCGGCGAUCGGUACAGGAACAUGAUCGACCCGCUGGGAACCUCCUCCCUGGGACUGAAACUGCCCCCCAAGGACAUGGAACUGGGCACCCAAUGCUAAUAAUCAUUACAAAAGGGU
Molecule: messenger RNA, 1725 nt
Organism: Lonchura striata (white-rumped munia)
Lineage: Eukaryota; Metazoa; Chordata; Aves; Passeriformes; Estrildidae
Source: RefSeq, a predicted model, not a curated record